AUGCAGAUGGGGAAUUGCUCAGCGGUCACUGAAUUCUUCCUGGUGGGACUUUCCAAAUACCCAGAACUCUUACUUUUUCUGUUCGUUCUCUGCCUCAUCAUGUAUGUGAUAAUCCUCCUGGGAAACAGUCUCCUCAUUAUCAUCAGCAUACUGGAUUUUCGCCUCCACACCCCCAUGUACUUCUUCCUUGGGAACCUCUUGUUCCUUGACAUCUGUUAUACAUCAUCAUCCAUUUCUCCAAUGCUCAUCAUAUUUAGGUCAGAGACAAAAUCCACCUCCUUCAUUGGCUGUGCUCUGCAGAUGGUUGCCUCCCUUGGGUUGGGCUCCACUGAGUGUGUCCUCUUGGCUGUGAUGGCCUAUGACCGGUAUGUGGCCAUCUGCAACCCACUGAGGUACCCCACCAUCAUGAACAGAGUGCUUUAUGUGCACAUGGCUGCUUGGUCCUGGAUCAUAGGCUGUAUGAAUUCCUUAGUGCAAACAGCCCUGACAAUGGUGUUGCCUUUCUGUGGAAAUAACAUUAUUGAUCAUCUUACCUCCCACCACACUGUGGUUAUCUUAUUCUAUGGUUCAGCUCUUUUUAUGUACAUGAAGCCCAAGUCAAAGGACACAAAAGCACCCGAUGAAAUCAUUGGAUUGACUUAUGGAGUGGUAACCCCGAUGUUGAACCCCAUCAUCUACAGCCUGAGGAAUAAGGAGGUGAAAGAGGCUCUGAAGAAAGUCUUGAGUAGACACUUAAAAUCAUGGAAAAUACGAAAGUGUUUAGGACAUCACCAGCCUGCCUCCAAAAAACUGAAGACAGAAGACAGCCUUGUGCCUGAAGAGGAGUUCCUGCGCAGAAACAAGGGUCCAGUGUCCAUCAAAGUCCAAGUGCCCAACACGCAGGAUAAGACUGAAUGGAAACUGAAUGGACAGGUGCUGGUCUUCACACUCCCACUCACAGACCAGGUCUCUGUCAUCAAGGUGAAGAUUCACGAAGCCACGGGUAUGCCUGCAGGGAAACAGAAGUUGCAGUAUGAAGGCAUUUUCAUCAAGGAUUCCGACUCACUGGCUUAUUACAACAUGGCCAACGGCGCCAUCAUCCACCUGGCCCUCAAGGAGAGAGGCGGGUGGAAGAAGUAG
Molecule: messenger RNA, 1119 nt
Organism: Lutra lutra (Eurasian river otter)
Lineage: Eukaryota; Metazoa; Chordata; Mammalia; Carnivora; Mustelidae
Product: olfactory receptor 13D1-like
Biological process (GO): G protein-coupled receptor signaling pathway
Cellular component (GO): membrane
Molecular function (GO): G protein-coupled receptor activity; olfactory receptor activity; protein binding
Source: RefSeq, a predicted model, not a curated record